AGAGACAUUUCUUCCAGAUCUCUGUGGGCUGUUCUACAGUGACGUCACUGGCAGAUAUGUCAUGGCGUCUGUGGGGCUGAAGCUGGAGCUGCAAUUAAGCUAGCUAAAAGCUGUCGACAGUGUGUAAAUCGAAAUGGAGAAAAAUGCAAACCUGCAUCGAGAUGUUGGAGGAAGUACUCUAUGUGCUACUAUUGCAGGAGAAAUGGGUGAUAUUAAAACAGUUGGCGGAAUGAAGGGAGCGACCGAUACGUGCAAGAUUAGUGAGCAUUCUCUCAGUACUUUGGUUAGUUGUACUACUAGCUCCAGUAGUGCCCCUAGCACUGCUAGUAAUGCUAUCUCCAGUGUCGAGAAAUUAGAUAUGGCAGAAAUGGUCGAGUCUAUCCCGGUGCAAGAGAAGAACAUUCAAUCGAGUGGUUGGUCGGAGACAUUGUCCUCUGGAUCUGGAGAUCAUUUGAGUAACGGGAUGGGAUAUGGCACGCAGCUGGCUACAGGAAAUAGCGAGGGUGCCACCUCAAAGUUAGUAAACAACAAAACGGAUGGCGAGCCCUCCUCGAUAGGGGCAAGGAUUACAGAUGGUCACGCUGAGGUGUUGGGUUGUGAGUCAGUUGAACUAGUGAAGCUGGCAAAACCGACACACCUAUGUCCUGACAAAACAAAUACGGGAAACGUUAAAUGUGGAGUUGCGAUUGACAAAACCAUAUGCGAGGGUUUGCCGAGUGGGAGUGACCCGUGCAUCGCGGCAGAAUCUAGGAGCGUCGACUCACUUGAGUCCUUCUCGAACCUUAACUCCUGUCCCAGUUUCGAUCUCAACAGUGAAGGGGUGGAGGACAAGGGGCUGGCAAUAACACUACAGAGCGAGUAUGGGGCUGAUGGAACUAAGAUCCCGUGCACCAAGGACCGGGGCGCUGGCCAGUCCAUAUACCACAUCAAGUGGAUCAAGUGGAAGGAGGAAAACACACCUAUCAUUACCCAGAACGAGAACGGCCCAUGCCCAUUGUUGGCAAUUAUGAAUGUCCUAUUGCUGGCAUGGAAGGUGAAGAUGCCACCAAUGAUGGAGAUCAUAACUGCUGAACAGUUAAUGGAAUAUCUUGGAGACUACAUCCUCGAUGCCAAGCCGAAAGAGAUCUCUGAAGCCCAGCGGCUAAACUAUGAACAGAAUAUGAGUGAUGCCAUGGCGGUGCUGCACAAGCUGCAGACGGGGCUGGACGUCAACGUGAAGUUCACAGGGGUGCGGGUCUUUGAGUACACCCCAGAGUGCAUUGUCUUUGACCUGCUGGACAUCCCUCUCUACCACGGCUGGCUGGUGGACCUGCAGAUGGGCGACACAGUGAAGGCAGUGGGUAACUGCAGCUACAACCAGCUGGUGGAGAAGAUAAUCUCCUGCAAACAGUCGGACAGCAGCGAGCUGGCUGGGGAAGGCUUUGUAGCUGAGCAGUUUCUGCACAGCACGGCCACCCAGCUGACAUACCACGGCCUGUGUGAGCUCACGUCCACCGUGCAGGAAGGAGAGCUCUGUGUGUUCUUCAGGAACAACCACUUCAGCACCAUGAUCAAGUUCAAGGGCCAGCUGUACCUCCUGGUGACAGACCAGGGCUUCCUGACGGAGGAGAAGGUGGUGUGGGAGAGCCUGCACAAUGUGGACGGGGAUGGCAACUUUUGUGACUCUGAGUUCCGCCUGCGACCUCCGUCAGACCCAGAGACGGUGUACCGCGGACAGCAGGACCAGAUAGACCAGGACUACCUGAUGGCGUUGUCGCUGCAGCAGGAGCAGCAGUGUCAGGACCUGCAGUGGGAGCAGCUCCCCGAGGGCAUCAGUGACCUGGAGCUGGCCAAGAAGCUGCAGGAGGAGGAGGACCGACGAGCCUCCCAGUACUUCCAGGAACAGGAGCAGGCUGCCGCAGCACAAGCACAGCAGCCAGCAGAGGGCAGUGACGAAGCAGACAGAGCAGAAGCAGCAUCAUCAUCAUCAUCAGCAGCAGCAGCAGCAGCAGCAUCAUCAACAGCAGCUGGAGCCACGCCCAGCCCAGGGAAGCAGCCCUCUGCCGGGGAGCGCAAACCCAAAAAAGAGCCCAAGGAUAAAGACAAAUGUGUUCUAUUGUAACAGAGGAUGGUUGUGUGUUUGUGUGAGAGAGAAAGAGGGGGGCAGAAUUUUUUUUUCACAUUGACCUGACACCCUACGCACAGCCCCUUUUUGAAGAGCGAUGAGACAAACUGAGGAGUUGCCGUUCCCAAGCCACUGGUGCCUGUCAUCCUCUACCCUCAGUGGGCCCGGACAACAGAGGAAGGGACGCUAUGACAGCUACCACUAAUCUUUCGUACAGUUGGCCAAACUUUGUUACAAGUCGCACAGUGCACUAUAUUUGUGAUCUGGGGUUCAGGUUAAUGGGGGUGAUUUUUAUAGCAAAAUGAGAAAAAUCCCAGAAACAGGAUGCUGGGAGGGAAAGAAUUCAGAAUCUGAAAUAUCUCUCAUGGCACCAACUUUUUUCAAGGAAAUCGUUUUCAUUCAUUUUCAUUAUUGCAGUUGAUAAGCUAUUUUUUUUUUUUACAGCACAUGUGUAGAUAUGCCUGCUUUGAUUCACUUCUGUUUUUGAGCGUUAGACUUUCUACUGUAAACACAUAACCUUCGUUUCCUAGCUAUUGGUUGGUGGGGGUCAUUUAGCUCCUUCCAAUUGGAGAUAAUCAAGAGUUUGUUCAGAGUCUUAUUGGGAUAGAGAUGAGGUGAUCGUGACAUCAGUGAGUGUAAUAUCUAAGCACUCCUGUCUCUUCACCACGUUAAUGGAUGCCAAAUUACUACAUUAAGUGUGUUUUUGCGCAUGUGUGUUUGUAUGCGUGUGUGAGAGUAUUUUAGAUAACUAUUUUAUUUUGGUAUAUACUUAAAUUGAAAGGGAUUCAUUUGUUUUUGCCGGUUAGAAAUUCAUGUAAGACCCUGUUGUGACAAGCCUUUUGUAUAUCUCUCUAACACUACCCACAUCCCUGUUCUUCCUGAGAGGCCUGGAAGUCAGUGCCAUACUUUGGUAAGUGCUGUCUCUACCAACCCUCAUCUGCCAUUUAAGACUCGCCCUAUCCAGAUUGGCCUUACCAGAGUAUGGCAGUGUUGAAUUCUGGUGUGUGUGUGUGUGGUUUUGGUGUCUACAGUGUGUAUGUGUGGCUGAUAUGCUCGGCUGCAUUGAUUUAUGCUCUUAAUUUCAACUUGGAAAUAACCUAACAUCAACAAAAAAUGUUACGAUGUAUAUGAGCAGUUGGAUUGAAAGCUAUGCAAUGUAUUUAAUUUCUCAUAUUUGCUUUUUAUGAUUCACACACAGACAGAACCAUGGAGAAACAGGACGGUGCACCUAAUUUGACUACUGUCGCUCACUCUUACGCUGUCCCUGAGAGACUUGGCUGGUUAUUGGCUGCUGAGGCAGAGCGAUAGCAGUAUCCUACACUAAUAAUCUGAAGUGCCCAAUGUCACACAGAUUUGCUGGCAGUUAAACUGCUGGUCACGCCGUAAAAAGCUGACAGAGAUGUUGUCAAUAUGGGAAGCCUCAUGACCUCCUCGUUGAGUUAUGGAAGUAGGAUUUUCUACUGUAGCCAUUUUUGAAUCCAUGUGUUCCUCCUACAACAUCUGACUUUCAGACAAAUUGAUAUACAUUGUGUACAUACCUAAUGCACAUUUAUGAGAGCUAGCUAGUAGUUUGCGCCAUUGUCCUACUAUGGUACUGCCUCCUGAGAGAUUUACUGUUUUCUAUCUACACAUUCCAGCUGGAUGCCUUGACUCAAGCCUUGUGUUGUACGUCAGUCCUAGAAACACAGUUAUAGGGGGGACUCCUCGCAGUGCUGCUAGUUAAGGGGUCUCCUAUUUUUGGCUGUUACAUUUCAUUCUCAUUGUUCAGAAAUGGACAACCCCAGCCUUCAAGGACAAGUCCAGUACUUCGUAUUUAUUUUUGCCUGGCUACUGGCUGCAUCUUGUAGGAGUAGGCUACCUGACUAGUAAGGCUUGUCUGCAGGCUGGACUUGAGGACUGGGGUUAGCUCAGCCUGUCUAUACGGUCCUCACGAGGCCACACUUACUCUGUAUAGAAAAUGCCUUACAACAUUUACAAUAUCUUUUAUAAGAAUAAACGGAAACAGGUGUAUUACCGGAAUGAGACAAUCUGUAGAUGGUAAACUAGACAUCAGAAAUACUCUCAGGCCUUCUCUGAAGGGACAUAUCCUUGAGUGUCUUUUGUAAAUUGUUUGUGUAUUAGCUGCCUUGGCAACAGCAAUGAUAGGUAUAUAACAUUGUAAAGUAUUGAAUAUACCCUGUAGUAACUCCCUCGAGAGACUGUGUUGUGAUGUAAAUGUGUAACCACAUAUAGGUAACAAAUUAUUUCAACACAUAGUAUCUAACUAGGUCGACUUCAUAUUAUCAGGCUGUUCAUAAUUAUUGCUAGUUAUGUUCAUGGAUGGCAUUACAAUGGGUUUCUGAGCUUCUCUCAGGCCUACCUAGUCAAAGGAAUUCACUAUGACUUUACACUAGAAUAGGUUUGCCACUUGUAAUGGAAUUCAAGGCUGCUUUUAGAAAGUGAGUAAACUGCUGCUGCGUUUAUGUUCACAAUGACUACCCAAAAAGUAAUCUGACUGAAUAGACAGGACUUAAAGAGAAACACCUAUGUUGAAGCGAGCGUGUACAUCCUUAUGGUAUGCUACAGUAUGUCCUUUACAUUAUUGACGACAGUGAUUUUGUGAAAGGUUGGGGGGAUGGGCGAAAGACCACGUCCCUUUGAGUGUCAGGGACCACCAUCCAUACUCUUGUUUCGUUUGUAAAAUAACAUCCAUUUUAAAGUUAGUCACACUACAGCUUUAAUUAUACUUGUUCAUGUGGUCAACCUUCCCAGUGGCCUAAACCCAUUUGUAACAACGUUCAAAAGGCAACUAGUACUGAGUUAUGAUGAGAACCUCAAAGGGCCACUUUAUCUAAUUACUUUGAGGUUUUUGGGGGAGCAACAAGAUGUUUCACAGCUGCCUCACACACACUUUUCUUUAAAACAUUUUUGUGCGUAAGCUUGCACCAUUUUGUAAGUCGCUCUGGAUAAGAGCGUCUGCUAAAUGACUUAAAUGUAAUGUAAUGUUUUGGAGUCAUUGCAUUAUUUACCAGUAUCUAGAUAUUGUUUUGUGUUUCAGCUUUAAUGUUGUUCUUCAGAAUAAUUGAUAAGGAUUUUGUUUGUGGAUUGUCUCAAGUGAAUGUGUGUAAGCCUUGUUAUAGUGCUUGGGGGUAAAUACUGUACAAACAGUCUUAACAAGGUAGUCCUUGAACAUAGUCAUUGUAAUUGGUUUUGCACUGUUACAUUGAUAUGCACUACUAGGCAUAUUCUUUCCACUAAUUGGUCUUUUUGACCAAUUAGUGAGAAAAAAGAUCAGAAUUGGUCUGCCUGUGUAAACGCAGCCUAAGAGAAGAGAAAAUACCUCAUUUUAUACAGAAUUAGAAAUUGUGUGAGUGCUAUUGUUCUUUGGGUACCUUGUAAAAAUGGAAUACUGUCUGGAAUUGCUACAACAGUAGCUCUUCAACAGUUAGUUGAAUAUGAAAUGCUCAAUUGUUUCUUUGACAAAGGUAUGAAAGGGCUGGUUAAAAGUACAUUAAGUACUGUGUAGCCCCUUUCAAUAAAAGUACAUUAAGUACUGUGUAGCCCCUUCAUCAGGUAGCUGUCAACCUGUUAUGGCCAUAAUUGUUUUGUAGCUUUUCACACUAAUAAAAAUGCCACUGGCUGGUCAUCUAGAGGGAAUGGAUUUUAAAAGUUAAUUUGGCUAUUUUUACAUUUAUAGAGUGGUGACAAUUGUUAAUCCCCUAGUAGUUUCAUGUGUAAAAUCAGAUUCUGGAGCACAGAACAUGAAUGCAAUCCCCCAUGUUGGUUGAACUUGUUCUGUUGAUUUAAAUGCAACAAUUGCUUACUAAUGACAUCCAGUGGAGUAUAAUUUCAAUGAUGUUAAUAUUUUCACUUAUGUUUAACACCUUGUGAAUAUGAAAAGGUCAAUCCUCAUGUUGGAAGGUUCAAAUGUUUAUAUACAUAUGACCAAAUAAUGUAUAGCCUAUCACAGUACCGUUGCAAAAUGUAGAUGGUGUUUCUUCUGUAACAAAAUGCCUUAGACGAGGGACAUUCAGCCUGAUUUAAAGUACAUGGACAAUAAAACUUACAUUCUCUUUUCACAACCA
Salmo salar (Atlantic salmon) is the source of this 6168-nucleotide messenger RNA. RefSeq names its product MINDY lysine 48 deubiquitinase 2 (gene mindy2). The record is from RefSeq and is a predicted model, not a curated record. Lineage: Eukaryota; Metazoa; Chordata; Actinopteri; Salmoniformes; Salmonidae. Gene Ontology annotation, cellular component: cell periphery; cytosol. Gene Ontology annotation, molecular function: cysteine-type carboxypeptidase activity; K48-linked deubiquitinase activity; cysteine-type deubiquitinase activity. Gene Ontology annotation, biological process: protein K48-linked deubiquitination.